Molecule: messenger RNA, 1335 nt
Organism: Nezara viridula (southern green stink bug)
Lineage: Eukaryota; Metazoa; Arthropoda; Insecta; Hemiptera; Pentatomidae
Source: the annotation of a GenBank genome assembly
CUUAUAUAUGAUUAAAUUGACUUAUUUUCUAUGAAAGAUGUACAAAUAUCUUGACAAUGCAUGUAAAGAAAACACUGAUGUAAUAUUCAUUAUAUAUAUUUUUUUUUUAGACAUGGGGAUGUUAAUUGAAAACGAAAAGGAAGCAAGAAAAAGACUGUUUUUGAAACUCGGAAUAACAGAAGAAACUCUUAAAGAAGAUGUGGAACACCUCAAGGAAUGGAUGCAGAAGCAGCCGCACCUUCCAGCAAUGAGGCAUGUUAACCUUGACCUAUGGCUGGAAAAUCAACUGAUAAUGUCGAAGAACAGUAUGGAAAAAGCUAAGAACAGUAUUGAAAGAUAUUGCUCGAUCAGAUCUGUCUGCCCUGAAUGGUUUUCGGGGAGCGAACUUAUAAAUGAUGUUUUCCGGCUAACUUACGAUGUAUUGUCGCUUUCAUACUUACCUGGGCUGACACCAAGACUUCAUAAAGUUUGCAUCGCAAGACUGGAAGAUACAGAUAGCGACAAAUUUAAUUUUGAUAUAAUUUGGAAACGAUGUCUCAUGGCCAUGGAAUAUUUUCUACUAAAAGGCCAGGACUUUACAGGAUUUCACAUUAUUUUCGACUUUAGUGGUUUAAAAUUAUCUCAUCUAGCCAGGUUUCAAGUUUCCUCUUUAAGGAUGAUGUCUUAUUCAAUGAAAGCGUAUCCUGUGAGCUUCACAGCUGUGAACUUUAUAAACCAUCCAAAUUUUGUGGAUAAAUUUGUAGCUGUGCUGAAGCCAUUCAUUUCUGCAAAGCUUCAUUCACGAAUAACGUGCGUAAAAGAUAUAAGUGAACUCAAAGAAUUGCUUGGACCAGAUGUUCAACUACCAUCAGAUUAUGGCGGUGAAGGAUUAAGUCAAUAUGAAUAUAACGACAUAAUGAAGAAUAAACUCCUAAGUAUAAAAGACUACAUUCUUGAAUGCGAUAAAAUGAGAUGUGAUGACAGCAAGCGCCUAACGAAAGAAGUGACAAACACAACCGAUAGUGGUUUGCCUGGCUCUUUCAGGAAACUAUGUUUAGAUUAAACUAAGCAACCAACUGUUUUUUGUUACCAAACACUAUAAAAUCCUAUAAUUGUAUAAUUUGAAGUGAUCAAAUGGUUUCAUUUAUUUAGAUUUAAUUUAAAUAUUGUUCUAUGUACGUGAAUUUUAUCAUAAAUUAUAUUUAUGCAUUAUAUUAUAUACUUUAUAAAAUAUUAUUGCUUCUUUAUUUACGGUAAAUAUAAAUCUCUAAAAUUAUUUAAUUAUAUAAUAUCCUAUGAAAUGUAAUUUUUGUAUUUCUAUGUAAAUAAAAACUUUUAUUUUCAAAUUAUUUGUUA